Messenger RNA from Orbicella faveolata, 5157 nucleotides. RefSeq names its product angiotensin-converting enzyme-like. Lineage: Eukaryota; Metazoa; Cnidaria; Anthozoa; Scleractinia; Merulinidae. Gene Ontology annotation, cellular component: membrane. Gene Ontology annotation, molecular function: peptidyl-dipeptidase activity; metallopeptidase activity. The record is from RefSeq and is a predicted model, not a curated record. Gene Ontology annotation, biological process: proteolysis.
CUCAUGUUUAGGUGAAAAAGGAACUUCGAUAAAUGGUUUGUUUCUCCGGCAGUUUCGUUCGCCAAGAGUUGAUUUAUGAGUGUCACGCUUUAGUGACUCGCGAUCGUUUCAUACUGACGACACGUCAUUGGUUUAUGUCGGCCAAUAUAAUUUUCUGAGACAUCGUUGUUUUGGACCAGCGGUAGUAAGGCAAAAUAUACACCAGCUUUGGAGUUCUCAAUCAAACAAUCAGAGAGUUAAUUUCAUUAAAGGUCACAAGAAAUUUUCGGAAAAUUCAGUUCUUUACAUGUAAUUACACUUUUCAUCUUUCACAUGGAGUAGAGCUCAGCUGAGGUUCAAAGGAGCUAAUUGCAACUGUACAAUUAUUAAAAGCUUCAUGGUCAUUUCAUGAUCUUGCUUAUCUUCCUGCAACGGAGUUAGGUAGUUUAUGAAAAUCAUGCCGCUUUUAUUAUUGACUGAUUUAAUCGAUAAAGCUAUCUCUCCGCAGAUGUUUCUCUAGUGUUCUCCAAACAUAGCUGUUGUGAAUUUCAAUUGGAACAUAGGUCCUUCGCCAGAGAUCCCUUUCCCCUGUCCUUGGCAGCUCUUUGCAGAUGGUUUCAGCUCAGUCCAGUUUGAUGUGCUUCAACCUCAGUCGGUCUUCGUGUUGCUUUGAGCCAGUUUCCCGAGACCUUCAUAGAGCGGCGUGCCCCAGCCUGGUCACAUUGGCAAAAGGCUUUCUAAUAGUAUGACCCAACCAGCGCCAUUUCCUAUUUCUGAGUUGCAAUUGUCGAUGCUUAGUGUUGUUCUGCUCUCUCGUGCUAUCGAAAUCAAGGUAAUGCCGGAAACAGUCUGUGUGCGCGGGGACUGGGAAGAGGCAAGUUAAGGGAUUCACCAUUCUCCCCUCUUUAGUCUUAAUGGGGAAAGUGCGAGAUCAGAAGAUUAACAAGUUGUGUUGACUAUAUGGGCAAGAAAAAGAAAAAUUUAGUUGUUUAUUCUGAUCCUCCGGCAUAGGUAUCUAGUGACUGACCAUUUAUGGGAGGUUAGAUCUGCAGUGUUCAUGUGGCUGGGAGCCCCUUAAGUUAAGUGCCCUCCUACGGUGUCGAUAAGCCUUCGACGUUCGACUAUGUCAGUCUUUACGUACUGGUUCGGUCCCUCGCCGGCCAUGUAUCCUAACCAAGAAGUGGAGGAAAGUGGAGAGGAGUUAAUGCUCCGAGAGUAAGUCGUUAGAACAAAUUGGCACAACUGAAGCUACGAAGAUGAAUCGGAAAAAGGUUCGACAUUUUAACUUUUUUAAAUCAAGAUCAUUUACCAUAUCAAUCCACGCUGACAAUAAGUAAAACACCAUUUUAUAUCUUAGGUCGGAGACAAAGAAUAACUUCAAAAAUACUAUCUUGAAAUGAUCAUUUGUUUUCUGUCACCAAGCAAUAACAAUAUCAAUCAAAAAUAAAGCGCUCAUUAAAUAUAAUGUACUUGUCACCUGCCAUACCUACAGUUUCCAUUAGAUUGUUUGACAAAUUACACCGCUAUCUGGCAAAAAUUACACGAUUCGCUUAAAUCACACUCGUCUAAAAGAGGCCGCUUGUUUGUGACAAGUAUAAUUUACUUAAGCAACAGACCUGAACCACGAAAAGUUAAUUACCUGUUGUCUUUGCUUAAGUCCACCUGAAAAAUGGAUUCAUAAUUUAUCACUAGCGCCAGAUCAUAUCACUAUAUGCUCUGGACUCGGCAAGAAAUUGAUUUUUGUUUGGUUUGCCAAAAGGGUCUUACACAGUCAUAUCCAAGGAAAUGUUCCUUCCUUUUGAAAGGAAAUAUGGUUUGUUUAUGCCGCUUAGGGAACAACGACGAUGAUUUUAUGGAUUUUUAAUUCGCUAAUUUUUCUCCUGUGGAGCCGCACCUGCUGCUCUACCAGCCAGCAAAAUGUUACAACAAGGCUCAAGAACUACACGGCCCUAGCGCUGGAUUUCCUGAAAAAUUAUGAAGUUCAAGCAACACAAAUCUACUCAGGCGAGAGUUAAGCCGCCUGGAGAUACGAGACGGACCUAACCGAGUGCAACAGGGAAUUUUCUGUUGUAAACUCCACAUUUGCGAAAGCUUUUAGUAUGAAGGCCAGCAAAAACGCCUCCCUUAUAAACGAUGUCGAUCUCUCAAACGACAUGGCGAGGCAAAUAAGGAUAAUUCGCCGAAAUGUCCUUCCUAAAUCUCAAAGGGACAUGAAAUUAAUAGAUGAUCUUAUUUCAAAUAUGACCAACAUUUAUAGUACCGGGAAACUUUGUAAGAAAAAUAACUACACUAACGAAACGCGCUGUAUGGAACUCGACCCAGACCUCAACGAGUUGAUGGCAAAGUCGCGCGAUUAUGAUGAACUCUUAUGGGGCUGGAAAAGUUGGAGAGACACUGUGGGUCCUCCCAUGAGAACGCUGUACGAAAGACUUGUGGGCCUUCUUAACUCUGGAGCGCGUGACCACGCAUGGGGAGACUAUGGAAAUUUUCAACGCAGCGAAUAUGAAAUGGGAAAUGACUUCCAAUCGGCGAUCAAGAAGUUAUGGAAUGAUCUGAGACUGCUGUAUCAAGAACUUCAUGCUUAUGUGAGGUACAAAUUACACGAGAAGUACCCUCAAGUUCCCUCAAAUGGAACCAUUCAGGCCCAUCUUUUGGGAAACAUGUGGGCCCAGGAUUGGAGUUCAAUCUAUGAUAUCGUGAAGCCUUUUCCCAAGGUCCCAUCUCUUGACGUCACCCCAAACUUGAUAAAGCAGCAGUACAACGCAAAGAAAAUGUUUAAGCUUGCGCAGUCGUUUUUUGUUUCCCUUGGCCUCGAUCCCAUGCCCCAAAUGUUCUGGAAUAAGUCCGUCAUCACAAAACCAAAAGACAGAAAAAUGGUUUGUCAUCCAUCGGCCUGGGAUUUUUGCAAGGGAGACGUAAGGAUAAAGAUGUGCACUGGCGUGAACCAGGAAAACUUGAUUACGAUCCACCACGAGAUGGGACAUUGUGAGUACUAUCUUGCAUACAAGGACCUCCCUUAUGCAUACAGAAGUGGCGCCAAUCCGGGCUUUCACGAGGCUAUAGGGGACACUAUUGCACUCUCUGUGGAGAACCCGAAGCACUUGAAAUCAGUAGGGCUAUUGUACACUGUCGGAAACGAUACUGAGGCGGACAUUAACUACUUAAUGAUGCAAGCUUUACGUCGCGUUGCACCUCUGCCUUGGACGUUACUUGUUGAUCAGUGGAGAUGGAAGGUGUUCUCUGGAAGGAUCACACCUUCAAAUUAUAACUCAGAAUGGUGGCGACUGCGCAUGCACUAUCAAGGUGUGUCAGCACCAAUCCCUCGGACGGAGAAGGACUUUGAUCCUGGGGCGAAGUUUCACGUGGGAUCCAAUUAUCCUUACAUCGGCUAUUUCGUUUCACUCAUUCUCCAGUUCCAGUUUCAUCGCUCACUUUGUGCAAUUUCCAAACACCAAGGAAAGCUUCAUGAAUGUUCUAUUUACAAGUCAAAAGAAGCCGGCCAAAAAUUCAGAGAAAUGCUCGCGGCAGGUCGAAGCCGGCCUUGGCCCCAGACCCUUUACCAUUUGACGGGUGAGCGCGAGAUGACAGCCAGCGCCAUAUUGGAAUACUUUGCUCCCUUACAAGAAUGGCUUGCUAAAUAUCGCUCGAAAAAAGGAUACACUACAGGAUGGAAAAGGAAAAAGGUGUUAUCCACAAGUCCGGUAGUAAGUGGUGCGAGGAAAACAUUGCCCUCUUCAACGCAAAGUUUAUCAAAUGAAAAGACUCAAACGCCCUCUAAUAAAAUGCAAUUAGCCUCAAAAGGAAAGAAUUCAACAUCUAGUGACAAGAACGGAACGGCUGAUGUUACCUUCCCGGAUGUUAAGAAGAACGACGAUGCUAUUAAUUUGGGUAAACCGGAUUUAAAGGCUGCCCUGGCGGCCCUGGGGCCUGCCUUAAAAACGUCCGAGGAAAAUUCAGGCAAAGGCAGGAGCAAUUCGCUCCUCGACCCCAAGUCCGCCAUCUUGGGAACAAAACCGAUGUUCGUUCCCAAUAAAAUCAAAGAUCAGUUGGUUCUAGGUUAAACUCUAAAUCUUUUUAUGGCAUUCGCAUGAUUAAAUUUCAAGACAAUCGUUGCGUUAACUCCACGAAGGGUAUUAGGGAACAAGGAGGUUUGCACGUUCUUGACUCGCGGCUAAGUCGGAGGAUAUGAUAUCCUGCAUGCUUGCAAUUGACCGCGACUCAAGUAGAAUAUAAUUAAUCCGAAGAUCCAAGGUUAGAGUUAAAAGCGGUCUGCAGAACAGUCCGUAUUUUAUCGCGUUACACCACCUAAUUAAAUUAUCCCUCUUUUCGAUCUUUUGCUAGCUUGUUUCAGGCUCUCGAUAGUUGGGGAGGAGCGACAAAGAGAGGGCGAGCGAGGGAAAAAACGAGGAAGGACUGAGGCGAAGAACGGCUUCUCUUCCUCGCCUAAUGAGUCCCCCUCGUUUUUUCUCUCGCUCGCCCUCUAUUUUUCCGCUCGACCCCAACAAGCGGGAGCCUGGAACAGGCUAAUCUUUUGCUAACUGAACUAAGCACCGUUCCAUAGCUCUAGGAAUUUAAACUGUUAACAAACUGUACUGCGUCUGCCCAGCAUAACUUACAGCUGCACCCACCAAUACAAUAUUGCAUUGGUUUCUUAAGGAUUGUUCAGCACGAGAAUAAAUGUCCAUUGACAACUUUCCACUGAGUUUAUUACGUAAAAUAUAUAAAAGGAAUUUGUAAAAAUAAUAAUGCGCAUUAUUAAUAGUAUUCUUAAUAAUAAACUAAAGUGCACACAUUGUCCUGUUGUGUUCUAUAGGGAGUACACUUGCCUCAGACUUGUCUUUAUGAAAGGAAACAAAACAAGAGACUCUGGUAACAGGAAUAGUUAGAAUCCAAUACGCACGCGCCAACUUACUUUUUGUUCUAGCCAUUCUUUACUCAAGAUCCCACGGUAUUUCUGGCCAGCGAGGUAAAAUACCUUGUUUCUGUGUACGUGAAUUAGAGGUCAAACCACUUACUUCCGUCACUAACUUCCACCUUUCUCUAUCUUGGUGAUAUCUGAGGCAUUUAUUCUUUAUAGUCCUAUUUGACAUAUUUAAUUCCUAUGAACGAAUGCCGGAUAAAAAUUCUGUCUUUUCUUUUUAACGCAUAGCUGAUUUACAACUUAUCGUACGUGUGUUA